Messenger RNA from Akanthomyces muscarius, 315 nucleotides. RefSeq lists its product as uncharacterized. The record is from RefSeq and is a predicted model, not a curated record. Gene Ontology annotation, cellular component: mitochondrial intermembrane space. Bases 1 to 315 code for a protein of 104 amino acids. Gene Ontology annotation, biological process: mitochondrial respiratory chain complex IV assembly. The transcript has 4 exons. NCBI's taxonomy places the organism in Eukaryota, Fungi, Ascomycota, Sordariomycetes, Hypocreales, Cordycipitaceae.
AUGAGUACUUUUGGCGCCCCCGGACAAUUACCAGCGACGAAACCGACUCCGCCACAGCGCGGAAGUUUCCCACUCGACCAUGAGGGGGAGUGCAAGUCGGUCAUGUCAGACUAUCUGGCAUGCAUGAAAAAGGCUCGAGGCGUCAAUGAGCACGAGUGUCGCAACCUGGCCAAGUCAUAUCUCUCAUGCAGAAUGGACCGGAAUUUAAUGGCUAGGGAUGAAUUCAAAAAUUUGGGGUUUGCAGAUGAUAAGUCAAAGACGUCAGCGACAGGCGGCGAACCCGAACAAGGCGUCAAGGGCGAGCUACGGUGGUAG